Molecule: messenger RNA, 2210 nt
Organism: Syngnathus typhle (broad-nosed pipefish)
Lineage: Eukaryota; Metazoa; Chordata; Actinopteri; Syngnathiformes; Syngnathidae
Product: mpv17-like protein
Exons: 4
Coding region: 336-977 (213 amino acids)
Cellular component (GO): membrane; cytoplasm
Source: RefSeq, a predicted model, not a curated record
CCGAAUGCCGACUCCAGACGCGGAAUAUCGAACCAGGCUGCUAGAUCUGUGGACGUGCUGUUUGUCCUCAAGGCUUAAGAUUUAUCCAGAUGCAUACUAUAAUUAACUAUUUGUCCGUAUUGUGAUUGUUUUCCAUCAGAAUAUUCUGUUAUUUUGAUGCCUGGAAGCUAUUGGGUAGAUAUGACGUCAUUUGACUUGUCAUGACCGAAUUGCAAUAAGUGAAUAUAUUGUACAGUAUUUGCAUUUUGAUGAAAGUAAUCUCCCUCCACGAUUAUUGUUUAGCAGUUCCUGCCGUUGUCAAAUAGCACCGUGUGUAUUCCGUUAAGGCUCCGAUAAUGAUAAAGGCGUUUAUUAAACAUGUCCGACGCUUUCCCUGGGUCACCAAUGUUACGUUAUACGGUUGCCUGUUCGCCGGAGGGGACUUUGUUCACCAGUGGUUUUCUCAACGGGACAAAAUGGAUUGGAACCAAACGCGGAAUGUUGCCGUGGUCGCGUUCAGCUUCCAUGGCAACUUCAAUUUCUUCUGGAUGCGUUUUUUGGAGCGCACAUUCCCGGGGUAUUCCGCCGGGAUGGUGAUGAAGAAGCUGGUCCUGGAUCAGACCACUGCUGCGCCUUUGGCCAACAGCGCCUUCUACAUAGGUGUCAGUUUCUUAGAGGGUAAGGAGGAUGUCACGGAGGACUGGAGGAACAAAUUCCUGAACACGUACAAGACUGGGUUAAUGUUCUGGCCCUUCAUGCAGUUUCUAAACUUUACCUUGGUCCCUCCGUACGUGCGGACAACCUUCAGUGGCUGCUGUGCCUUCCUUUGGGCCACUUUCUUGUGUUUCUCACGUCAGAGUGGCGACGGCACCGCUGGUGCUGCCUUGGAUUGGAUGUUCCCCUCUAAAGAGGACGGAGCAGAGCAGACAGACCAGGUGAAAAGUGAAGGACUUGCUUCUCGAGAGCAAGUGGAAAAUCCAUCAUCCAAACAUAAGUGAAUCACACAGAACAAGAAGGCGGGAGUCCUAAGAUGAAGAGCAGCUCAUGGCAACAACUCUUCUCGUCCAUAGGGGGAGCCCACAAAACAAGCUGCUGACGUGACCCUCUUUUCUUGUCCUAGCAGCUGACGUUGCUGGGAUAGAAAAUUAAUUUGUUGAGCGACUCGAAAUGAAAACUUGAAAAAGUAAAAUUAUUGGUGCUAAUAUCACUUUGCAAUAGAGCUACUACUGCCUCCAUAGUAGCAGUGCUGAUCAUCCCCAUUUAAAAACACAAAGACAUUAUAUGGGAGUGCUUCAUUGUAAUUCACAAUGUGAGUACAGUAUAGAUUAGACGCAAACACUUUAUAUACUCUUAUAAUUGGAGACAUUGUUGUGUUCAAAUCAAUCAUCCACAUUUAAAUGAACUCUUAUUAAAUGGGAGUCAGCACUAAAGGGUUAUAAUAGUUUGCAAUCCUUCAUUGGAAGCAGUCUUUCAAAUUUCUUUUUUAAAUUCCAUUUUUAGAACGUUUAUUAUUAUUAAUGUGCAUACAAAUGCAUCCACCUACUUGAAUUUGCAAAAAUGAUGCUUCUUUCUGCGCUAAAUGAAUGUAAUGCACUAUUUCCUCAUUUAACCUCAUUUUCGUGUGCAUUGGAAGGAACACGCCUCCACAUUGUUUUCAUCGCAUGCUGUUAUUUUGACACUGAGACAUCAUUUGUACAAACAGCACUGACUACUAUACAUGUAAACUAACCCUUUUUAAGUCUAAGUUGUAAAUCAAACCCUCGACCAAAGACAGUUUUUUGGGCAAGAACUCGGGUGUUUACUAUCAUAUCACAGAAAGAGGGUGUUGCAGUCCUUUGCUUACAAUUUAAUGAUGUGAUUACUUUUACUUUAUUUGUGUCAUUGGCAUAAAGAACCUGUAAUGGUAAUGUUAAUUGAUUGUGUUAAAUGUUGAUGUUAAUUUCAUUAAAAAAAAAUAAUCCUGUGCUAUUUCACACAUUUAAACUGAGCUGGAAUUUACAUUUUUGUAGUAUUUAUAAAUAGAUUUGUUGUGUGCUAAUAUAAAAAAAUAUUGAAUUCUUUGUUUUUAGUAAUUGUUUAGUACUGAGUUGAGUCAAACUACAUGUUGCAUUGAUUGUGAUACCACAAAGAUCAUUUUUGAUCAGCAAUGCGGUCUAUUAUGACAUUUGACACUAAAGUUGUUAUGACUGUAAUGGAAAAAUAAUAUAUAUUGAUGAAUAAAUACAUACGUA